AUGGUCUGUGGAAAUCCUCAAAGUGUGAAAACUACAGCGUUAGAAACCGUACUAGCUCUACUUCUGUAUAAUAUUCACAUCAUCAGGAGAUGCUAUGAAAGCUUUUUCGUUCACAUAUUCUCCAGGAGAGCUAAAAUGAGUCUAAAUAUUGUGAUAUUCGGAAAUUUGUUCUACAUCUUAACAGUGAUUCUCAUUACACACUCAUGGCCUGGAUUUGUGUUUGGUACCUCAUUGGACCCAAUCACCUUACAAGAUUUCUCUUGGCGUUUAAUCAUCUGUAGUGCUGUAUUCAUCUAUGCUAUGUACCAUCAAUACCAAUCUCAUCGAAUUCUGGCAAACUUGAGGCUCAACAAAAGCGGACAAGUAACUUCUGAGGGAUAUUUUCCACCAUCAGGAGGAUAUUUUGAGUUAGUUUCAUCACCUCACAUGCUUUUCGAAUGCCUCAUAUACAUCUCCUUGCUUGGUAUUCUCUGGGAAAAUAAAUCUUUGCUGGCUGUAACAAUCCUGGUGGUUGUAAAUCAAUGCAAAUUUGCACAUGAAAGUCAUCUUUGGUACAAAGAAAAUUUUCCCAACUAUCCUGUCAACAGACGAGCUAUAAUUCCUUUUCUUAUCUAACACCUGUAUUUCUUAAUUAGCAUUUGUAAUAUUUUGUAAAUAAAGGUGGCAAAACUUAGGAAAGAGCAAAUCUAAGAAAACAAAUUUUAA
Molecule: messenger RNA, 705 nt
Organism: Lutzomyia longipalpis
Lineage: Eukaryota; Metazoa; Arthropoda; Insecta; Diptera; Psychodidae
Product: polyprenol reductase-like
Exons: 2
Coding region: 1-615 (204 amino acids)
Biological process (GO): dolichol-linked oligosaccharide biosynthetic process; polyprenol catabolic process
Cellular component (GO): endoplasmic reticulum
Molecular function (GO): 3-oxo-5-alpha-steroid 4-dehydrogenase activity
Source: RefSeq, a predicted model, not a curated record